Molecule: messenger RNA, 351 nt
Organism: Pseudozyma hubeiensis SY62
Lineage: Eukaryota; Fungi; Basidiomycota; Ustilaginomycetes; Ustilaginales; Ustilaginaceae
Product: ectonucleoside triphosphate diphosphohydrolase 1
Exons: 2
Coding region: 1-351 (116 amino acids)
Source: RefSeq, a predicted model, not a curated record
AUGAAAGGCGUGCUUUCAGAGCGCGAACCUUUCGUCGUCGGACGGAAUCCGAUGGGCGGUGAUGCGGUUGGUGACGCCCGGCAAGGGGAAGGAACAAGGCGGCUCGCCUCAAGCGCUCGAGCGGCGUUGCCGAAAGUCAAUCGAAAUGCAGCUGCAGUGAAAUCUGACAACUUCUUUAACUCCAGUGGAACGGCGGUCCUGCCCCGACCCGCAAGGCGAAUUGCGUUUCAGAGCGGAGGAUCUGCUCAUGCAACUGCGGCUCCAUUGCCGGACUUCAACGUGAGCAACGCUACGGGCUUUAUCGCCCUUUCUGUAGCGUCGUCGCUCCUUGCGCUCUCAGCUCUUUACUAA